AUGGCCAGUGCCCAAGAAGCAUCCAAUGGUGACGGCCGGAGACGGCCACUCGGGCGCCGGGUGCUUGUGUUCCCGCUGCCGUUCCAGGGCCACAUCAACCCGAUGCUGCAGCUCGCCGACGUGCUGCACUCCCGGGACCUUGCCGUCACCGUCCUCCACACCCGAUUCAACGCGCUGGACCCCGCCCUCCACCCUGAGUUCACGUUCGUCGCCGUGCCCGACGGCAUCCCUGCGGACGUUGCCGCUUCGGGGAGCGUCAUCUCUAUCAUCCUCGCCAUGAACGCCGCCAUGGAGGAGCCGGGGGCCGUCCGCGACGCCCUCGCAUCGGUGCUCGGGGAUAAGGGGAAGCCCACGGCCGCGUGCCUGUUCAUCGACGCCAACCUCCUGGCCGUGCAGAAGGCCGCCACGGCACUCGGGCUCCCGACCAUGGUGCUGCGCUCCGCCAGCGCCGCCUGCUUCAGCUGCUUCCUUGCCUAUCCCAUGCUCCACCAAAACGGUUAUCUGCCUCCCAAAGAAUCGGAGCUCUACACGCCGGUGAAGGAGCUGCCACCGCUGCGUGUCAGGGACCUGUUCUUCUCGAGCAGCAGCAACCAUGAAAUGAUGCGCAAAGUUCUGGCCAGAGCGACUGAAGCAGUGAUGAACUCAAAAGCCCUCGUCAUCAACACGUUCGACGCACUCGAAACCGCCGAGCUUGAGAGGAUCCGAAGGGAGCUAGACGGCGCCGUCGUGCUCGCGGUCGGCCCACUACACAAGCUCUCCGCCCGGAGCACCGGGAGCAGCUUGCUGCGCGAGGACCGUAGCUGCAUCGAAUGGCUGGACACGCAACCCACAGGGUCCGUGCUGUACGUGAGCUUUGGGAGCUUGGCAUCCAUGGACGCUGCCGAGCUCUUGGAGGUCGCUUGGGGAUUGGCGAACAGUCGCCAGCCAUUUCUAUGGGUUGUUCGACGGGACCUCGUGCGAGGAUCACACGGAUCAGAUCUGCCGGAGGGGUUUGGUCUCGCCGUGGAGGGAAGGGGCAAGGUGAUCCCGUGGGCCCCGCAGCAGGAGGUGCUGGCCCACCCUGCAGUGGGUGAGUUUUGGACGCACAAUGGCUGGAACUCAACACUGGAAGGCAUCAGCGAGGGUAUCCCCAUGAUCUGCAGGCCUCAGUUCGCGGACCAAAUGAUGAACACGAGAUAUGUGGAGGCAGCAUGGGGUGUAGGGUUUGAGCUGGAGGGUGAGUUGAAGAGAAACAAAAUCGAGGAGGCAGUUCGGGAGCUUAUGAAGGACGCCAAGGGAGUGGUUGCAAGGGAAAGAGCACAGGAGCUAAAGAAGAAGGUGGAGUCUUGUUUAGAGAGUGGCGGGUCUUCUCUGUUAGCCAUUGAUAAGUUGAUUGGGCAAAUAUUGUCUCUGUAA
This is a messenger RNA of Lolium rigidum, 1395 nucleotides long. RefSeq names its product DIMBOA UDP-glucosyltransferase BX9-like. The transcript is spliced from 3 exons. Lineage: Eukaryota; Viridiplantae; Streptophyta; Magnoliopsida; Poales; Poaceae. Gene Ontology annotation, molecular function: UDP-glycosyltransferase activity. The record is from RefSeq and is a predicted model, not a curated record. Bases 1 to 1395 code for a protein of 464 amino acids.